AUGAAAUUCUCCACUGCUCUUAUUGCUUCCUCUUUAGCCAUACUAGCUUAUGCUAAGCCAAUUGCUGAUGCUCUUCCAUGGGCUCAAGCCAAUCCACAAGCUGCUGCUGCUGCCCAAGCCUAUGCUGAUGCCUAUGCUGAAGCUAUUGCCAUUGCUCAUCCAGAUCCAGAAGCCUAUGCUUUAGCUGCAUCUGCUGAUGAUUGUGCGGAUGUUACUUGUCAUAUGAACUGUGGUAUGAUGAUUAUUGCUGGUCAAGCUUGUUCAGAAAACGAAAAUGAUAACUACUCUGGUCCUUAUACCCCAGGUUGUUUGUGUGAUGAUGCUAAAGAUACCAAUUUCCAAAAAUACUAUGACGCUUGUAUGAAUUGCGGUUGGACAUUAUGGAAAUACUAUAGCCCAUAUUUAGAGCCAGCCUUAAAAGAUUGUCAUGCAUCUUACCCAUCCAUUUCAACUGAACCAACAGGUACUUCAAGAUGUUCAACAACUUUGACAAACUCUUACACCAAAGAAACUGAUAUCAAUUAUUCAAGCUUCAUCUGA
Messenger RNA from Hansenula anomala, 540 nucleotides. RefSeq lists its product as uncharacterized. The record is from RefSeq and is a predicted model, not a curated record. The transcript has a single exon. NCBI's taxonomy places the organism in Eukaryota, Fungi, Ascomycota, Saccharomycetes, Phaffomycetales, Wickerhamomycetaceae. The coding region runs from base 1 to 540 and encodes 179 amino acids.